Molecule: messenger RNA, 2667 nt
Organism: Plasmodium fragile
Lineage: Eukaryota; Apicomplexa; Aconoidasida; Haemosporida; Plasmodiidae
Exons: 1
Coding region: 1-2667 (888 amino acids)
Biological process (GO): proteolysis
Molecular function (GO): serine-type endopeptidase activity
Source: RefSeq, a predicted model, not a curated record
AUGAAGGGGAGGAUCCUUCAAGAGGGUCACGUUGGCAGCUUACCAAAUGCAUUACACAAUUAUACUAACAAAAAUUUGAGCACUCCCAGUUUCGUUCAUGUAAAACAGAAGGAUAAUCACGAUAGGAAUAUCAGGAGAGGGGGGGUCACUCCAGACGCAAAUUACCACAUCCCUCAUUGCGACGACACCGAUGGAAGUUCCAAUUUUUUAAAAAAAUUGUACAGAUCGAUGCAAGCUCUCGUAGGAAUUACAUCACAUGAUAAAAUUUUGUGUUUAAGGUAUGAGAAAGUUAGAAGAUUUAAACAGCACUUUGUCCACAUGGUUCAAAGUAACCUGUCCGUCGGGAAGACACGCGUUUGCCUAAUUGACACAGGAGUGGAUCUACAUGAUGAGGUAGUAGGACAAUUUGUGAGAAUAUAUAAGGGGGAACACAGCAAGGGGGGUGAUAAUAGAAGGGAGCGAAAUGGAGGUGGUGAAUAUGGUGCACAUGUAGAAGUGGAGGAACAGAGUGAAGAAGAGAGUUUCCCAAGCUGGGCGUAUGCAAACGGGGGAGAAAUUCAGUACGAUGGGAUAAACACUGAAAGGUGUAACGAGAAAAAUUAUGCCCGCUGCGAAUCUAGCGAUGUGGAUGACGUAGACUUGCAUGGGACCUUUAUCGCAAACACUAUAAUUAGGAGGGAGGUACUGAUAAAGAGGGAAACGUACAAAAGGGACGUCGAACUCAUUGUGUGUAAAGCGUUUGGCGAUACGCAUAGGACGAACUCCCAUUUGAUGCCUCUCAUCAAAUGUUUAGAACACUGCAAAGAGAGGGCGGCCAAGGUGAUCCACGUCGGGUAUAAUGUGCAGGGGGAGAGUGAGAAGUUGGUGGAGGUCAUGGAGGAGUUGGCACGGGCCGAAAUUGUUGUGGUGUCACCGUCUUUGCAGGUAUACGGUGGUGAAGGGGGGGAGGUAGGCACAACAAAGGAGCAGAGAAAGGAUUAUUCCACACAGAAAAUAAUGUACCCCUCUUCCUUCGCGAACAUGUUUGAAAAUGUCUUUUCCGUGGGUGCGCUGCGGAAUUCUCCCCAGGGGGGGCUGGUCCCCAUCUCGGGUAACGCCGCCAAUGCAAAGGGGGAAAAACAAAAAGGGGAGCAAUUACACAAGAGGGAAAACACAACCCUAUUUAGCUUCUCAUAUGGCAAGACCUUUCCAUUUGGGAGGAGCCCUUCCUGGAUGGUGGAAGACGGACCAGGGUACGCAUCGGCCGAUUUUGUAAACACCCUAGUGAUGAUUUUUAAUGUCAACCCCAAGUUGCCUGUGAGGAGACUGAGGCAUAUUUUGAAGAGGUCCAUCGUGAGGAGCAGUGAACUGAAGGGUCUGUCCAAGUGGGGUGGCUACAUCGAGCUCUUCAAAGUGAUUGAAGCGACGUUAAAGGAGAGGAAUGAACUUUGUAAAAAUUUUCUUAUAGAGGAGGAGUUGGACUUGGAUCUGGAGGCAGAAGAUGGAAGUGGCAGCUUCGCGGGUGUAUUGUCAGGAGAUGAGGAGCAGCCCAGUUUUGGUGAAGCCAUCACGGGAGAGGGGACCCCACCUUUAGACGCUGCAUCGGAGGAGGGGACAGAAGACACUACUAGCCGUUUGGAAGAGGAAGUCAUAUUCCCACCACACAGUGGCGAAAUGGAAGAGAUUGAGAUGGAAAUUGGAGGUGAAACGCUGCGCGGGUUGGACUCGGAGGAUGUUUCCUAUGGGAUGGCUGCUCUAAGUGAAGACUUCCCCCGUGACACCACCUACACUAGUAUGGACAUUACUGACGGGGACGUAUAUGAGCUGGAGGAGGAACAAAAAUCGCUUUAUGAAGGCACGGGAGGUGGACUGUCGAGUCUCCCUUUGGGCUUUUCCUUUUUGGACGAUCACCCCACUGAUGAGGGAAGAGUGCCGCCUCUGCAUGGGAGGAAGGAACGGGGGCAUGUGUAUGGAUUUGGCGAAGGUACCUCUUUUUCUCCUCCUCCCGCCCCUCGGAACCGCAGAUCUCUGAGCGAACGUGGGUUCACACAAAGGUGGGAUGAACAGGGUACACAUGCAAUGAAUGAGACAGACAGUGGUGACGGUCCGUACGGCCAAGCUGACUGGGUCACUCAGAGGAAAGGAACUAAACACGUGCAUGGCCCUGCAUAUGACGAAGAUAACAUGUAUGGUAACUGGCCGCAGGGCAUUCCAGCAGGAGAGUUAUUGCGCGCUGACUGGGGGGGGCCCACGCCACGCUUGUCCAGGGGGGAUGGGAGCGGGGAGACAUCCUCCCCAUGGGGAGAUGAAAUGGAAGGGUAUGCCUUUUCUCCACAGCUAGACGACAACUGGGGGGAGAGGUAUGGUAGGAGGAGGCGAGAUCCCCAAAGGAGGCGCGCACGAGACAAACUGAGGAGGAGGCCACGGAGAAGAGGUUCCCCACGGGCAAUGCCAAGGCAGAGGAGACGGAUCCCAACCAGAGGAAGAACUACGAAGAGGUUCACAAGGGGAGAAGAUAGGGUGGUGCGAAAGAAUGGACGCACUGGACAGAGCAGAAAUGGUAAUGCUAUGAGGUCUCGGAGGAGUGAAGGGUAUGGCAACACACCGGGGGGUACAAAUCCGGUGCGUAGACAUCCGGUGAGGGCCUUCACACCAAAGAAGUCACGAGUAGUUAUGGGUAGGAGGUAG